This is a messenger RNA of Poecilia latipinna (sailfin molly), 567 nucleotides long. RefSeq names its product fatty acid binding protein 10b, liver basic (gene fabp10b). Lineage: Eukaryota; Metazoa; Chordata; Actinopteri; Cyprinodontiformes; Poeciliidae. The coding region runs from base 101 to 481 and encodes 126 amino acids. The record is from RefSeq and is a predicted model, not a curated record. Gene Ontology annotation, molecular function: lipid binding. The transcript is spliced from 4 exons.
GCAGCAGAGGCACAUCUAAAAGUUGCACGACAGCGGCCCUUGAGGACUGGAGUUUGACACCCCUGCUAUAACCUCUGAACACACAACACAACCAGCAGACAUGGACUUCAGCGGCACGUGGAAAGUUUAUUCUGAGGAAAACCUGGAGGAAUUCCUCAAAGUCAUUGGGGCGCCAGAGAUGGUGGUGAAGAUGCGUAAAGAUGUGAAACCAGAGCUGGUGAUCGAGCAGAACGGCAGAGACUUCACCUGCACCAUGAAGACUCCGUUCUCCAGCCGCGUCAACUGCUUCACCGUCGGGAAGGAGUCGGAAAUCUGCACCCUGGAUGGCAGGAAGGUCAAGUGCACCGUCAGGGAAGAAGAUGGGAAGCUGAUCUGUGAGACAUCAAAGUUCACAUCUGUCCGAGAAAUCCAAGGGGAUGAAAUGAUCGAUACGAUCACCGCUGGAUCUGUAACUUUCAUCAGCAGAAGCAAAAGAGUCUGAUCAGCACAUAAACAACCUGAUUAAUCUCAUUUAAAGCCAUGGAUAUUUAUUUUGAUCAGGAAUUUUGCAAAAUAAAAGAUAUAAAA